Messenger RNA from Punica granatum (pomegranate), 333 nucleotides. The record is from RefSeq and is a predicted model, not a curated record. NCBI's taxonomy places the organism in Eukaryota, Viridiplantae, Streptophyta, Magnoliopsida, Myrtales, Lythraceae.
AUGAGGAGGCACACGAGAAAGCAUCUGAAGGGAGGGAGGGGGUCGGGCGGCGGCAGGGGUAGCGGUAGCGGUGGAGGAGGAGGCGGUAGUGGUGGAGGCGGAGGAGAUGGUGGAAGUGGGAGAGGCUCUGGAUGGGGAAAGGGUAGGGGUGGAAGUGGGGGCGGUGGAGGAGGAGGCGGUGGGAGUGGAGGAGGUGGCGGUGGUGGAGGAGGUGGCAGCGGGGGUGGUGGUGGAGGAGGCGGACAGGGAGGAGGCGGGGGAUGGGGUGGUGGCGGCGGUGGUGCCAGGAGCGGCCGUUGUUGGAUUUGGGGCUGCGGUGGCGGCCACGGAUAA